Messenger RNA from Branchiostoma floridae (Florida lancelet), 663 nucleotides. RefSeq names its product dolichyl-diphosphooligosaccharide--protein glycosyltransferase subunit DAD1-like. Bases 107 to 457 code for a protein of 116 amino acids. The record is from RefSeq and is a predicted model, not a curated record. Lineage: Eukaryota; Metazoa; Chordata; Leptocardii; Amphioxiformes; Branchiostomatidae. Gene Ontology annotation, cellular component: membrane; oligosaccharyltransferase complex. The transcript is spliced from 3 exons. Gene Ontology annotation, biological process: protein N-linked glycosylation.
UCAUCCUCUCCUCCCUUCCGCCAUCUUGCCGGCCACGGUGGCACUGACCUGACGACUCCUCCACGAAAACACCCACUUCUCGACGAAGUCUUGUUUUCCUCCAACCAUGGCGACUUCUCAAGCGAACGUCUUCACCGUGGUGUCCAAGUUUUACGACGAGUACGUGACCACGACGCCGCAGCGGCUGAAGAUCAUCGACGCGUACCUGGCCUACAUCAUGCUGACGGGGAUCUUCCAGUUCGGCUACUGCCUGCUGGUCGGGACCUUCCCGUUCAACUCUUUCCUGUCCGGGUUCAUCUCGUGCGUGGCGAGCUUCGUGUUAGGAGUGUGUUUAAGAGUCCAGGUCAACCCCCAGAACAGGAAGGACUUUCUCCACAUCUCUCCAGAGAGAGCCUUUGCUGACUUCGUCUUCGCUCACAUCAUCCUGCAUCUUGUGGUCAUGAACUUCAUCGGCUGAACCAGGAACAAGCUUCUUAAACAGAUGCAUUCCAGUCUAUCAAAUUAGGAUCAGCUAUGAAGUUAUCAAACAGUGCCACCUGUACCGUGAAGACAAAAUAAACCCCCUGCAGCAUCUUUUUGUACAACACAUUAUCACUUGACAUGUAUGAUUAUAUAGUAAAACUAAAAGGCAAUUUUUAAUAAAUUAUCAGAAUAAACACCUUG